GUCAUCUUGCGCAGACAGCUGAUUUAGGAAUCAUCCGCUUCUUCCGUAACCUGCCACGGACUACAUGCUGACACAUAUUCUAUCAGGGAUAGUUUUAGUCAAGUAAAAACAGCCAUUAUGCUGCACAGGGAAAGAAUACCUCUGCUAUGGGUUUUGGCACAGGCUAUGCUCGUCGUGGCUUGGUGUUUCACUGACAUGGAUACGGGGCCUGGUGCAGGUGUAUCGACACAGUCGAACGGAGAUCGGUUUAAAAUCGAGGGAAGAGCAAUAGUUCCCGGAGUAAAGACUCAAGACUGGGUAUCAACAGCCAGAGUACUUGUUGAGGGUGAAGAAUAUGUUGGGUUUUUGAGAACUGAUGGGAGUUUUGCUGUGAACGACGUUCCUUCAGGAUCGUAUGUCGUGGAAGUCGUUACCCCCACAUACAGAUUUGAGCCUGUACGUGUUGAUAUAACAUCCAAGGGGAAGAUGAGGGCACGUCUUGUGAAUUACAUCAAGACUUCAGAGGUGAAUCGCCAGCCCUACCCUCUUCAGGUCAGGUCUUCCGGUCCUCACACCUACUUCAUGAAGAGAGAAACAUGGGGCUGGACUGACUUCCUCAUGAACCCAAUGGUCAUGAUGAUGGUCCUCCCUCUGCUGAUUAUAGUUUUGCUACCCAAGGUGGUCAAUACCAAUGACCCAGAGAUGAGAAAGGAAAUGGAGCAGUCCAUGAACAUGCUGAACCCCAAUCCAGAGCUUCCAGAUGUCUCCGAGCUCAUGACCAAGCUCUUCUCUGGCUCCAAAGGCCCCAGCAAGGCAGGCAGCAGCAGCAAGGGAACCAGGCCAGCGGUCAAGAGGAGGUAGUACCGCACCAGCCAGCAAAUAAACCCCACAGAAGCUUGAUCUAUUCUCUGGAAACAAGAUUUUUAAGUUGUGUUUUUUUUUCUCUCUGGGUCUGUUGUACAGAUUUCUUUAAUAGUUGAAGUUUUGAGCACAUCUUGAUUUCUGAUAUCCUACUAACAACUGAGCAAAUGGUUUAUUUCAUCCUGCUGCACUGAAGAAAAAAAAAAUUCUGCAUCUGCUCAAACAUGCUUCCUUAAUGUAACUCUUCAGCAGUCCUUCCUUUCCUCCCCCUCCGCUGUGUAUUUUUCCACUGCUGUUAAUGACAUUACCUUAACGAGAACUUAUACUUAUUAAGAGAUUUUCUUGUUUUGUCGAUAUCCCUGACACGACUGUGAAUGCAGAUAAAUUGAGUUUUAAGAGUGAUAAAUUCUUAUUUUAAAGCUUAGAUAAAUAAAUCGCAAUGGUAUAUAACAAAUGUGUUUUUAUUUCGGACCUCAUUUGUUUGAGAGUAAACUCAUGAACUCCUCAUUCUUUGAAUAAUUGUGAUGUACUAUAUGACUACAGGUCACAUACUGUACAUUCUGUGCCUGAGGUGUACAAACUGAAAUAGAUAUCCGACAGUUCAUCGAGUAAAAGAGCUGUGUGGGUGCUUUUAUGGUCUAAAUUGUUACAAGUUUUGCUUGAUUAAGAAAAGUAAGAAUAAAGUCAUCAUUAAAUUCAUUGAAUGAAAAUGUUUCUGUGUGAAGGAUCCUAAUUUUCUCACUGUUUGCCAACUGGAAGCCAGUAAUGAAUAGCAUCUGGGACUGGUAAGAUGAACACUUUGACUGUGAUUUUUAAAAAUCUUGGUGCUUCACAGUUUCUCUUAUUUAAUAAGAGAAAAAACUUGACCUCAAGUUCAGUGUUUGGUCUCUUCCUAGAUUUUAAUUAACUCUUACGUCUCCAGUCACU
Molecule: messenger RNA, 1767 nt
Organism: Menidia menidia (Atlantic silverside)
Lineage: Eukaryota; Metazoa; Chordata; Actinopteri; Atheriniformes; Atherinopsidae
Source: the annotation of a GenBank genome assembly